AUGGCGCGCACGCGUGCUCAGGCGGCGACCGGCAAGCAGAAGCGCAAGCCCCGAAGCGCAGUUCCCAACAGCAAGGUCACUGCCGGAAUGAAGAUCAAACAGGAGAUUACGGAGAGCGAAGACGAAUCAUAUGAGUGCGAUGGAGAGGAGGAGGACAGCGACGAGAUCAACUCUUCGGACGAGCAGUACCUGAAGCAUUUCGCUGGCCUCAGCACCCACAAGAUCCUCAAUGGUAUGAAGUGCAAACGCUGCAUGGGCACGCAUAUAUACACGUUCAUGUCUUCUGACCACAGCGACAGGAUAUGGCAGCGCACGAUACAGCAACGAGGAGGAGACCAAGAUCAUUCGUCAUGCCAUGGGUGGCCUCAAGUCAGUUACCUCGUCGUCUGUCUUUGAUCACAUUCAAGCUGACUUAACUUACGAACAGUGUCUUCCUCGGCAAGUCUCUUCCCGAUCCCUUGCAGCUAAUCGCGCUCGCCGUCGAUCUGAACAUGCCUCUCGGCCUUGGCAACCGCGCUGUCGAAGUCUGUCUCGACAAGAUCAUCGACAAGAUCAUGAAUCGCCUCUCCGACGUCGGCCUCAAGGGUCUCAUCUUCGUGGACAAGGACGACGAUGACGAGUGGGAGAUUAAGGUCUCCAAGACGUUGAUCGAGAAGGUGCAGAGCGGAGAGUUCGACUUCCGUCGUCUCAAGUCUUUGAAGAAGGAGUCGAACGUCCGCAAUCGCUUCGUGAUGCUGGAGGGGAGGAACGAGAUGGGCAAAGCGGCAUUGGUCAGGGAUGCGAUGGAUAUCUUGGUUCGCCAGAAGGUCAGUACCCGAUUCUCUUUGGCAUAUGUCGCUUCUUCAUUUUCCAUAUUGCUGACUUCCUUGGCUUGGUAUAGAUCAUCGUCAACUCCGACUCCUCCCAGCGAGCCCGUACCCGCGCAUCCCAGAAUCUUCAAAAGCUCCUAAGCCACACUUCCCUUCCCAACUUGGCCAAGGUCGGGACUUCGCGCUAUGCGGCGACGACGAUGGCGGAUGACGACGAGUACAGCGCCGAGGAGGAAGAAGCUCCCUCGCCAGUGACGAAGAAGAACAACAAGGCUGUGGUCCAGAAGCAGCACCACAAGACCAAGAAGCCUGCUGUAGUGAUGUAUGCGUCAGAGAGUGAGGAGCAGGUCCAGCAGGAGGAGCAGGAGGAGGUGCAUCAUACUAUGCACGAGCAGAAGAAGAAGAAGCAUACUGCUGCUUUCUCCAAGAUGUCCAACAUGAAGAAGACGAAGCAGCCCGUUCCGGACUCGGAGAGCGAAGGCGAGGAAGAGGACCAGGUCGUCCCGCAUCCAGUCGUGGUCGGCAAGAAGAAGAUGAAGCAGGCUGCUGUGGCAAACGACUUCGAGGGCGCUUUGAAGUCCGUUGUGGCUGACAAGAAGAAGAUGAAGCAGCCUGCCGCCGUCAUUGUCACUCAGGAUCCUGUUGCCCAUCAGGAGGACGAUGCUUCUGCCAGCGAGGAGAUACAGCCACCACCGGUCAACGUCGCACAGAAGAAGAAGCAGCCUGCCGCCGUCGUUGUCCCUGAAGAGCCUGUUGUCCUUCAGGAGAAUGAUGCCUCCGCCAGCGAGGAUGUACAGCCACCACCGGUCACCAUCGCAAAGAAGAAGAAGCAGCCCUUCUCUCCUCAGCACGUCAUCGCACAGCGUGUUGCUCCUCAGCCUCUCGGCAAGCGGAUCCCGGUCGUUCCCAAGCCACAGACCACCAUGCCGAAUCAUUCUUACUAUGCUUCGGACAGCCAGGACGAGUCGCCGCUUGUUUCUCCGCCGCUUCCGAAGAAGCCCUCGUCUGCCUUUCAACCUGUCGCGUCUCAGUACGUGGCCUCUCCGCCCGCCACCGACAACGUUCCGGUUGCUCUACCCAAGCCACAGGCCGCGACCCAGAACCCGUCUUACUAUGCUUCAGAGAGCGAGGGCGAAUUGCCACCACCGCCCACCUUUACGUCAUCAGCGAAGAAGACAACGAAGCAGACCAACAAGCACAUCUCCUCCAAGCAACAGAUCAUGUCUGGAACAGAAGAGCCAGAGGUCGCCGAUUUCCAGAUCAUGCCAUCUCGUCCCCUCCAGCAGCAGCAGCUCCAGACGCCGCCACCGACGCCCUCGCCCUCUUCAUCUGCCGCUGCGGUCAAGAAGAUAGCUCCCAUCCGCAAGACCAAGGACAAGCAGCCAGCGGAGGCCCCCCCUGCCCCCUCUCUCGCCCACCUGGACCCUAUCAUUCGCGCCAUGCGCGAUGCAGGAUCCAGCGAGUUGCUCAUCUCCAACUUCAUACGCGAGUCGCAGCAGCAGCAGCAAACCCUCCUUCAGCAACAACAGGCACAAGCGCAAAAGGAAGAAGUCACCAACGCAGACUGGGCCAAGGAGGCUUUCCGCUCUUUCGUCCAUCGCCUUCUUAACCAUUACCGGCCUGCGGAGAAGAUGGACGAGAAGCACCUACGUGCCGUGAAGAAGUUUUUGGGGGUUCAGGAUGCUGCGCAGAUCGCCGAUGCCGUUGAUCAGGAGGAGGACGAGGAGGAGGAGGGCGGUAAAGACUACGAGGGCUUCAUGCUGUCGGUCAUGGCUCGCGAUCCGAGUGUUGGUAAGGCCAAGAAGGACAUUGUCGCCGCUUAA
Lecanosticta acicola is the source of this 2632-nucleotide messenger RNA. NCBI's taxonomy places the organism in Eukaryota, Fungi, Ascomycota, Dothideomycetes, Mycosphaerellales, Mycosphaerellaceae. The record is from the annotation of a GenBank genome assembly.